This is a messenger RNA of Rubroshorea leprosula, 937 nucleotides long. The record is from the annotation of a GenBank genome assembly. Lineage: Eukaryota; Viridiplantae; Streptophyta; Magnoliopsida; Malvales; Dipterocarpaceae.
AUUUACAUAAUAUUCUAUGCAAGAAUAGCAUGGACUAAACAACUAUUGCGUUCAAAAGAAGACGUCAUCAGCCAGUUCAUUGUUGCUAGAGUUUCAGAGUUUGUCUGUGUUUAACAGCUAGCGGCUGAGUUCCUAAAUAUCAUCUGACGAAGUUUCACUGGUUUGGGAAGGCAGGUGGUGCUCUUUUGUCUGUCCGUUCGAGAGAAGUGCUACGAAGGUAAACCUAGAGGAGGAGAUGGUGGUGUUGGAAAAGAUUUUGACGGCUGAACAAGUUGGAAGACGAGUUAACUCAGCAGUUGCAGAGUCUAACUUGUUCGAGAUGGAGUGCGUCCACGUUGGGAAUUUAGUGGGUUGCUUGAGGCUGAUGCUUCAUGAUCUGGUCGGCUGCAUCUCCACUGCUUCUCUGCCCUUAUACGAUCGGCCAAUCGUCCGCAUAGUCACUGAAGUCUCCAAAAACCUUGAGCGCGCACUGACCUUGGUCCGAAAGUGCAAGCGAUGCACCCUCUUUCGCCGGUUUGUCACCGGCAAGCACGCAACCGAUUUUCCCAGAAUCUUUGCACUUCUGGAAUCUUCAAUUGCCGAUAUGAAUUGGUUGCUAAACCUCUUCAACCCAAACCUCGGCUACGCCUCUAAGGAACCUGACCUAUCCGUGCCUCCAAUCGCAAUCAAAGAUCCGGUUAUUUCAUGGGUCUGGGUGUUCAUCGCCACCGUUGAAAUGAGUCUACUGAAAAAUCGCAUUGAGGCCGCCGACAAUCUUGCUAAAAAAAGGUUCAAUUUUUAAAAGAUGAAGAGGGGAAGAAGAUGAUAGAAGCUGCCAAACAAAAUAAAAGCCUAGAUAUCCUCAAAAUAUGGUAAUUUGACAGACGAUUCAAAGCUUGACGAAGAACCCCAUGCUCGAUGAAUUGCAGAUCUUGCUAAACAAAGACGAAGAAGGGAA